Oenanthe melanoleuca is the source of this 9144-nucleotide messenger RNA. RefSeq names its product leucine rich repeats and calponin homology domain containing 2 (gene LRCH2). The transcript has 21 exons. Gene Ontology annotation, molecular function: protein binding. The coding region runs from base 31 to 2274 and encodes 747 amino acids. The record is from RefSeq and is a predicted model, not a curated record. Lineage: Eukaryota; Metazoa; Chordata; Aves; Passeriformes; Muscicapidae.
CCGGCCGUUGUUGUGGAGGGGCCGGUCAAGAUGGCGGCCGGGCAGGGGGGCGGCGGCGGCAACAACGGCGCGGGCAGCGGGACCGGGCCGGCGGCCGGCAGCGGAGCGGCGGGGCUCGGGAUCCCCGCGCACCUGACUCUCUCCUUCUCGUCCGGGCCGCACUGGGGCGCGGCAGCUCUGCCGCAGUCGCACACGGUGCGCAGCCUGGAGCGGGCCCUGGAGGAGGCGGGCAGCUCGGGCAUCCUGUGCCUGAGCGGGAGGAAGCUGCGCGACUUCCCCGGCAGCGGCUGCGACCUGAGCGACACGACGCAAGCAGAUCUUUCAAAGAACAGAUUUACGGAAAUUCCUCCUGAUGUCUGGCUGUUUGCACCUCUGGAAACUUUAAAUUUGUAUCACAACUGCAUCAAAUCCAUUCCAGAAUCUAUUAAAAACCUACAAAUGCUUACCUACCUUAACAUUAGUCGAAAUCUUUUGUCAACAUUGCCAAAAUACCUGUUUGAUCUUCCACUGAAAGUUCUGGUUGUCAGUAAUAACAAGCUGGUCUCCAUUCCAGAAGAAAUUGGAAAGUUGAGAGAUCUAAUGGAGUUGGAUAUUAGCUGUAAUGAACUUCAAGUUCUUCCCCAGCAAAUAGGAAAAUUGCAGUCACUUAGAGAAUUGAACAUAAGAAGAAAUAAUCUCCAUAUGUUGCCAGAUGAAUUAGGAGAUCUUCCCUUGGUAAAGCUGGAUUUUUCUUGUAAUAAAAUUACAGAAAUUCCCAUUUGUUACAGAAAGUUACGUCACUUACAAGUUAUAGUUUUGGAUAACAAUCCAAUGCAGAUACCACCAGCACAGAUAUGUUUAAAGGGCAAAGUACAUAUAUUUAAAUUCCUCAGUAUUCAGGCGUGCCUCAGAAUAGAUAAAAAACCGGAUUCUUUAGAUCUUCCAUCAUUAGGUAAACGAAUCCCCUCCCAGCCACUCACAGACAGCAUGGAGGACUUUUAUCCCAAUAAAAACCAUGGACCAGACUCUGGCAUUGGAAGUGAUAAUGGGGAUAAAAGGUUGUCCACUACUGAACCAUCUGAUGAUGAUACAAUCAGCCUUCACUCCCAGGUAUCAGAGUCAACAAGGGAACAGACAUUAAGGAAUGACAAUCACGUAAUGGGAAGUAAACUCGAUCCACAGAAAGACCAGGAGGCGUUUGACUACAUUGAUCCCAACACAGAGGAGGGAGCUCUUCCUGAGCAGGGAGAUGCACAGAUUGGGCCCCUGCUCUCCUAUGUCAAGGAAAGGGGAAAACAUCCUGAGAAAUCCCAGAAAAUAGAACAAAAUGAGGACUGGGGAGAUGAAAAAAGACUUCAGAAAGAGCAACUGCUGGCUGAAGAUGACGAUGAACUCAAAGAAGUGACUGACUUGAGAAAAAUAGCAGCUCAGUUGUUGCAGCAAGAACAAAAACACAGGCUUCUUAAUCAUUCAGUUUCAGUAAACACAAGGAACAGGCCAAAGCAACCAAUGGAAUCUGAAAAAUGUGUCUCAACAAAUGAAGUGAAUUGCCCAGUGUCUCCAUACAGCUGGCAGCCACUGGAAAACCAGAAGGAUUCAGUGGAUGAGCAGCAUUGGCCAGAAACACAGCCAGUAAUCUGGCAAAAUGAAGAAAGAAGGAGAAGUAAACAAAUUAGAAAAGAGUAUUUCAAGUAUAAGUCUUCCAGAAAGAGUUCAAGUGGAAAUGAAAAUGAUGAGCAAGACAGUGAUAAUACUAAUGUGUCCCCACAGUCUCCUGUGUCGUCUGAGGAUUAUGAAAGAACAGAUAGUAACACUCAUGGUCCAUUUGGUCUCAAACCAAGGUCAGCUUUCAGCCGUGCCUCACGCCAGGACUAUGGUGCAGUGGAUCCUGGGUUUACUAUGAGGAGGAAAAUGGAACAUUUAAGGGAAGAAAGGGAGCAAAUCAGACAGCUUCGCAGUAAUCUUGAGUCCAGGUUGAAGGUAAUUUUGCCAGAUGACAUUGGAGCAGCGUUGAUGGAUGGGGUGGUUCUUUGCCAUUUAGCCAAUCACAUAAGGCCACGUUCUGUUGCCAGCAUUCAUGUCCCAUCGCCAGCAGUGCCUAAACUCAGCAUGGCAAAGUGCCGAAGAAAUGUUGAAAACUUUCUUGAUGCUUGUAAAAAAUUGGGAGUUCCACAGGAGAGACUUUGCUUGCCUCAUCACAUUCUGGAGGAAAGGGGUCUGGUGAAGGUUGGCCUCACAGUUCAAGCUCUGCUUGAGUUGCCUGCGUUGAAAGUAUCUCAUCUUUCUUCCAUGUGACACGACUUCUUGGCAGCUAGACGACUUCCCAUUUGCUCUGUUGAUAUGGAUUUCUCUGAGGCACUUCAGCCUCCUACACGGGAACACCUAAGCCAUCAAAAACUAAAAUCUGUCCAGAUGCUGUAGAGAGCCUUACUUUGGAGCUGUGUGUGAAAACCUUUGAGUCAGUUCACAGUUAAAAGAACAUAACUUUUUUUUUUUCGUUUGUAAUUGGAUGUACAAAGAGAACGUGGUAGCAUCAGGUUCUCUUUCUAGUCAAGUUAAAAGCUGCCAUUUAACACCUCAGUGUUAGAGUUAAAUGCUGAAUUUCUUUUUUUACAUUGAAAUUGUUGUUUGAAUUACUUUUGGAAGUACAAAGCACACCCCCUGUCACUUUAAUUUUUCGAGUCAAUCAUUUAACUUAAAGAUAAGACAAAAAUGUAGCGAUGGUAUGAUGGUAAAAAUGUGAGCAACUGAUCACUUGUAAUCCCCUUUCACUCUCUGAAAGCUUAAUAUUUGCAUUCUUUGUUUUUUGCACUCCUGAUUGUAACUUACGCACUUCUAGCAUUGCCAGUAUUGAGUCUGAGUGUCUGGUGAUUACACAGAACAGGAUACAGUGAGAAAAGGACACAGUUUGUUGAGUUUUUCCAGUCUUUAGGUUGGUGCCAAAUAUUUUUUUUCAGUUGUACUGUAGAUUGUUUACCUGUGAAGUGCCUGUGUAAUUGAUAACUCUUAAUAGUCUUAAACAUUUUUGAAAUUUCUUUGUUUAAAAUAGAUAAAAUGGAAAUUUUUUAAUAUUUUAAUAGUUUUUUUUGUAAAAUCAGUAUGUGAAGAUUUAAGUAAUACUUCACAUUUUUGAUGUUGAGUGUUUUAAGUUUGUUGCACAAUUUCAUUGGUUAUUUGUUGUCUAAUAAUUAGAAAAUACUGUAAAUACUUUUUAUUUAUGAUAUUUAAUUUGAUAAUACCUAAUUACUUUUGCUUUAAUGUAUUGUUGGACAAAUACAAAGUUGUCUACUUUGCUUUGUUUGAGACAAACAAUUACACAUGAUAAUUAAGACAUGAGGACUAGUGAUUCAUACAGACUAGUUUAGGACAUUUUGAUAAAACUGCCAGAAUCUCAGGUUUACACUGUGAUGUUCAGGAUUUUGUGUAAUUGCUCCUGAUCUCACAUUACAUUUUUACAACAGGUAUAUCCAUAAUUUAGCUGGGAAGUGUCAGUGUUUAUCUUCUUAGUGUUUGCAGGGUUUAUUGUAUAACUUGCAUUGGCACAUGUAAUUUACAUGUGGCAUUAGAACACAGGUCAGUUUGUACAUGUCUCUGUGCUCAGACAUUAGAUCGAUUGAUAAAUGUGAAAACAAAGCAUUUCCACUAUGGUGGUUUUUUGAAACUUCUGAGUUUAUGUAUUUGUUUGCUUCUGCACAAAUUCAUGCUGUUUUGAGAACAUUUUGAAACCAUACACAGUCAAGUUCUUCUCUAAACAUGUUGCAAAUAAUUUCAUAAUUUUGGUUGUAGAUCUGUUUGUAUUAGUUUGUUCUUCAUUAAUAGGUAGCUCAAUUUAAAAAGUGGCUUGACUGCCACAGAUUUCCUAUUUCAGGCUAAGUUGUUUUCAGUUGAGGGAUAUGUUUGCCAAGCAUUUGAUAAGAUUUGAUUCUGUUCUUUCCAGUUGAUCAAGAUAAUUCAUAAAAGAGUGAGGGAGAAGUAUAGUCUGUUCCUUCUACUGUAGUCCUUAUAGGCAAUAGCUGACAGGAAAAAUAACCUUUUUCUGAUGAUAAGUUUAAAAAUGCUGCUUAUUUUUAAAUCCACUGAAACAAGUUAGUGUACAUGUUAUAGUUAAAAUCCAUUAUUGUUCAUAUAGUGUUGUCUUAAAAUACAGCUUAUGGAGAGGCUGGUGUAUAAAUUAAUUUGCCAAGUCCUAGAUAUAAAUCUUGGGUUAGAUAAAUAUGUGUUUAAGGAAACUGGAUUGUUUUGACAUUUGAAAUAGCGUAUUUCAAAUCUAUCUCUAAUUGGUUCUUGUAUCUCUUCUUAAUGGUUAUUUUAACAACUUCAGUCUUUAUUUUUAUUAAAGGCACUCUCUGAAAAGUCAUGCAAUAAUGAAUGAAAAAUUUAUAAUUCACUAACCAAAAUGCUUGCCUGCUACAUUUAAAAAAAACAGCCACUUGAAGAGUAAGUCCUCAUCUUUCAUUUCACUGUUGUUGCUAUUACCAGAGCAAAAUUCUAGUUCAGUGUUAGCCAUGAAAGUGCUAACUAUAAAUUGUCACUUUCAUUUUACCUGAAAACUGAUCUCCACUGCUAUUUCAUUGUCAUAUUUAAAAACAUUUUCAUUUUCUCAUCCUAAGGUAGCAUUUUUCCUUCUUCAACUAAUUUUAUUAAAGUUACAUCACAGUGUAAACAUUAAGAAUUCCCUUGAUGGAGCAUGACAGCUGCUGACUGCUUAGGGGUUUUUCAAACUCCUUAGCAAGUUGAAAACUGGAUAUGAAACUUCUGUACUCAUUUAAAAUUGAAAAUAAUCAAAAAACUUUUUUUUUCUUCUUCCCCACAGACUUCUUAGCAACAGUCUUGCUUUGCCAUGCCUUGGAAACUGUUAUGGCUGCCUUCUUGUUUAUUGGGAAGGGUAAUCAUGAUUCUUCCAAGGCUUCCCUUCCAGCAUGGCAAAGAUUAAAGCCUUCAAGUACCCUUAGGAGCAGUCUUAGAAAAGAUCCACUGUGCUUGGAUGAAUCUUUUUCUCAUCUUUAACUGCUUUUACAAUUAAUAAUAAUAAUCUAAAGCCUUGCUAACAUUGGAUUGUACCCAUUGUGAUUUCUUUAAGAGCAAUUUCAAAAAUUAUGCUAAAAAGAUUUGAAUUUUCGGUUUCAUUUAGGUAGACUCUGGAAAUAGUUUUGUCUUCUCUCUGCAAAAAUUUGCAUACUCUACUCCUUUCUCCCUUUCCUUUUGAUUCCCAGCAUCUUACUUAUUUUUGUUCAUUCUCAGCUCUAGUGCAUUCAUGUUGUUGGUUACUCUGGACCACUUUUCUCCUUCCUCUUUAAUUUUUUAAAGAAAUUGUUCCAGUGGCAACAGUGAACUAUUGUGAUUGCAGAAUCCCUGUUCCAAACAUUUCCAGGGUUUGAGAUACCCAUUUUCCAUUUGAUGCCAUUACUUAGUAUUUGAUACAGCUGAUGGGUAGUUAAAAACAGAAGCCUGCUCAGUUCUUUUUGCACUUGUUCUGUUUUCACUUAGGACAUGAAGAAAAGUCAACAUUAAAAGCUUUAGGAGGGUGCAUUAAGUUUUCCUAAUAAACUUUGCAAUAAUGUGGCACAAACUGUAAAUUACAGAGUGAAUCAGCAUAGUGGCAGGGCUUCUGGCCUUGUGUAUUUUUUCUGUGUUUUAUGUCACUGGAUGCAGUAUGUCACACGUGACUGAUCUUUCACUUGAGCAAUAAUGUCCCAGAUAUGGUGAGGUCUUAAAGCAGUGACAGUAAAAUAAUUGUUGUGAAGUGUGUCUUCCCAGAGAGUGUCUCAGAAAUGCUUUGCAUCUGUUCUCCAGCACUGCUAAUCCAGUGUGUGCUCACUGGGGCACUGCUGGGGGAAUCAGAAAUCAUCCAAUCCCUUGCACCUAGAGGCUUUCCAAACUCUAACCAAGAACUAUGAGCAUAAAAUAGGGAGGAAUGGGUUUGAAACAAUAAACAACUGACAUCAAUCAUAAGUAGGUUUGAUUUAUUUUAUUUUUUUUAAUCCUAGCCUUUACUGAAGUCAAAGCAAGUUUUAUCCUUGACUUCAGCAGAUUCUCGCCUUUUUGAUUUGUGGAACACCUGAACUGCAGACUAUAGCAAACAUGGCUUAAACUUGUCUGACACUAGCAAACUUUAGUGUCAGAUUCUUGACUAGAAUAGUGACCUCUGGUAAGUCAAAUUAUGUGGAUUCAUUUAAUAAAAAUUUUCUGAUAAACCAAACAUUAUUUAGAUGGUAGGAAAAAUUACAUUGAAGUGAGGUGGGAAGGUGUGUGCAUCAAUAAAGUUGUAGGUGAGGACAACUGUUACGUUUUUACUGCACUGAAAUCUUUAUUUCAAAUAUCAUUUAGUGGCAGUCUCCUCAGAUUUUGGCAUAAAUCUGUAGCCAAAUCCAAACAAAAAUGAAGACAUCUUUAGUUUUCACUAAAAUGAAACUUUCAUGUGUCAUGUUGGUACUGAAGAGAAGGAUGAAGGUUGGGCACUUCUUCCUUUUGCUGAUUCCUUAACUAUUUAUUUGAAAUGCUGAUUCUGCUGAUUUCAACUGAAAGCAACCUGUGGGAGUUUUUAGCAGAUAGGAGAUGUGGUUUGGUACUGGCAAAUCCAGUGUCACUAAAGGCUAAUGUCUUGGUUUCUGUUAAGACCUCUACUUGAAAAGCAAAAGCAAACACACGCCAACACGCACAAAUUUGGAAUUAAAAAAAUAUCAUUAAGACCAGCAGUGAGAAAAGCAUAGUAGAGUUGUCCAAGCAGAAGUGUGCUCUGAGUUGAUUUAUCUUCACCAGGAAAAGCAUUCACUCCUAGUAAAGGACAUGCUUUGUAGCUGAGGUGUAAGAAUCCUUGAGCGCAUGGAGCUCUCAGCAGAGCUUAGAACAAAAGGAAUUUGCCAUCUUUGUGUUCCAGAGCCCGCUUGGUUUGGACAGCUGGGUCCCAGUGCUGCAGGAACUGUGAUGGUGCAGAGAGCACUGCCUGUGCCAGUUUGAUCCCCUGCCCUUGUGCCACUGAGCCUGUGCAGGACAGCUGCUGACAGAAACCCCCUUGCUCUUAGAGAGAUGCUGCAACCUGGGCAAAAACACCAAGUGGUAAUUGGAGAGUAAUCAAUAAUAGAUAUUCACCAAUAUUUAACUUCCACCUGCAGUGGGUGAUGUAGUGAGAGAGGCUUUUGCUCUGGGAACCACAGACCUUUUCUGACUGAAAAUUGCACUGUGGCUCUGAACCAGUUCAUGUGGCCCUGGGGCACUUCCAUGAGCAAAUGCACACAGUAUUGCUGAGUUUGUUCCAUAUGCAGCACCCUGGGUCAUGUGUAAUUAAUUUGCAGACAGAGGGAAAGGUGAACUGUCUGUUCUUAAUGAGCAGUGUUACGGUACAGGUUUGUUUCAUAAAAUAAGAUAAAUUUCUCUUUUCAUGUGAAGAAAAAUUCUGUUGAUCUUCACUGCUUAAAUAGAGAAUAUACAUGAUUAAUUGAAUUUUAGUUUAAACUUGCCAUUGCACAGGAGCAAUUAUGGCUCCUGUGUUCAUUACAUAAUGAAAUGCCCUUUGCUUUAUUUGUCUUUAGGUAUUUCACAUAGUACAGUUUUGGCAACAUAUUAUCUUAAAAUUGUGGUUUUAUGAAGUGUUUGCUUCCUCAUUGGGUUUGACCAUUAUUUUUUCAGCAUGAGAGGCAAAGGACAGCAAAAUUGCUGCAAGCUACUUGGUCAGUUUCUGGGGAAGGAUCACCAGUUAUCAUAAAAUGACAUCUAAUCAAUCAUUUUUAGUUCAAAUUAUAUUUAGCAAAUUGCAUUUUCAAAAAAAAUAAUUUUUAGAGUAUUUUUUAGAUUUUAGAAUCCUAAUCUUAAGCAAAACCAAAAAAAAAUCUUACAUGGCUCUAGUAUCUUAGGAAAUUCUAAAGGAGAAGAAUAGCUCAGACUGACAGCAAAUUUAAUUGUUUUAGAAAAAUUUUGAUUUUGCCAGUGUUAAAUUUGCAGUUGAACUUGAUCCAUUUAAAGUCUUUUCUAGCCUAAAUAAGUCUAUGAUUGCAAGGCUUCAAUUAGACUAGAGUUUCCCUCCAGAGUUUUGUAAUUCAGUGACUUCAUGAAGUCAGUCAUUAAAGUAAAUUCUUGGCACUAAGGAGGGUUUCCUCACUUCAUUCAAAGUUAUGUGAAAUAAGGCAAAUGUAACUUUUUCCAUCAGUUUUGUGAAAGCAGAUUGUAAAAUAGAGAAUACUUGGAAAUUCCACAAGGAUAUGUUUUUGCUUUGUUUCAUUUUAAAAUGAAAUAGUGAAAUAUUUCCAAAAUGACUGUAUUUGUUAGGGUUUGGUUGUGCCAUAGCUGGCACAGGAACUUGCAGUAACUGUUCAGUAUUAAUCCAGAUUCUGGAGCUGUGCAGGGCUGUGCUCUUCACACGGAGCUGUUGGUGCAGUUGUGUUUGUUCAGUGCGAUGCCUGAAGCAUUCCUGCAGCCCUGCGACUUCCUGGCUGUAGCUGCUCUGGGCUGUGGCACAGCAGCAAGGCAAGGCUGAGAUUCCCAGGAGGAGCACACACAGGUGUAGUGAAAAAGGGUGGGUUGGUGGAAUACAUUGGGAGUCAUGUGAAUACUUUUUACUAUUAUGGAAUGUCUAGAGCAAUGAAAAUGUGAUUGUUUUACACUUCAGUUGGUAUUCAGUUAUUUUAUUUUGUAACUUGUGGUUAUAAAACUCAGAAGAUGCAAUGUAACCAAAUGGUCAACAUGUAAAUGUGUGCAGGAUGUGGCAAAAGUAGUUCUGAGGGCACAGCAGGAGAGUGAUCAUUAAAAAUAGAUGCUCAAAUUGUAUAUAUACUUAAAAAAAUUUUGAUAGUGCAUUUCAAUUGAUUUUGCAUUUCAUGUUCUUGUAAAGUGCAUCUUUCAUACUUUUGAAGAUUGUCUACUUGUACUAUACUGUAUUAAUCUUUUUUUCAGGAUUUCCAUUAUUGCUGGAUCUUCCAACAUAGAUGUUUCUUUUGAAAAAUGUUUUUACUGUUUAGGUUUGGUUUGUUGUUUUUUUUUUUUUUUUUUUUUUUUUUUUCUGUAAAUAAUGUUUUGUAUUAAAUUUGCAUGGAUAAAACCACAUUUCCAAAACCAGUGUACAUACGCUGUGUAUAAAAUACAAACUGUUUCAUAAUUUUCAUGUAGUCAAGUUAUUAAAUUUUAUUUCAUUUCAGUUUAUAUAUUUGUAGUAAAUAAUGAGAAUUUGUUGUA